Molecule: messenger RNA, 1272 nt
Organism: Hymenoscyphus albidus
Lineage: Eukaryota; Fungi; Ascomycota; Leotiomycetes; Helotiales; Helotiaceae
Source: the annotation of a GenBank genome assembly
AUGUUGCUCUCAGCAUCGCAAAAUGUUUUCUCUUCAUCCGUCAAGAAUUCGGUUUCUUCCGCCAUGAAGACCUCAACCCUCAUCGCAGCUCUGUCUGCUACAGCAGUCUCCGCACAAUUCUGGGAAUCCGCAGAUCAGAACCCAUAUCUUGAGCGAACCCAAUUUGUCAAUCCUUCCUACGCAGCCAAGUUAAAUCAGACUAUCGACGCUUUUCUAGCUAAGAAUGAUACGUUGAAUGCAGCUCGUGUACGCACCGUUCAGAAGAUAUCCACAUUCGUUUGGAUAGAUCGAGUAUCGAACCUCUCAAACAUCGACAAUGCAAUUACACAGGCACGGGCUGUACAGGAAAGUACUGGGAAAGAACAGAUUGUGCAAUUGGUUCUUUACAAUGUUCCUGAUAGAGAUUGCUCGGCCGGGGCUUCGGCUGGGGAGUUCACAAAUGCGGAUGAUGGACUGAACAAAUAUAAGACUCUCUUUGUGGAUCCUUGUGCAGAGAAAGUCAAGGCUGCUACGGAUUUGACUUUCGCUAUCAUUCUUGAACCUGAUUCUUUGGGGAAUGUGGUCACGAAUAUGGGUGCUGAACUCUGUUCUCAGGCUGCACCGGGUUACGAGCAGGGAAUAGCAUAUGCGAUUUCGAAGUUGCAAGCUAGGAACAUUAAUUUGUAUAUCGAUGCCGCACAUGGUGGAUGGUUAGGAUGGCCCGAUCAUCUUCGUCGUGGUAAAGUUCCAUCUCAUAUCAACAAACAAACAAAAAUACAUCUGGCUAACAACUUCCUAGCGUCUGCCGAGUUCCGCAAAGUCCUUUCCAUGGCCCAAAAUCUCACAGCCACAGCCAAAAUCCGCGGCUUCGCAACCGACGUCUCAAACUUCAACCCUUACAUCGCUUCUCCCCGCGCAAACUACACCGCCAACUCACCUUCCUACGACGAACUCCGCUACGUCGAGUCGCUCGCUCCAUUGCUAACCAACCUCUCCUUGCCCGCACACUUCAUCAUUGACCAGGGCCGUUCGGGACUUCAAAAUACCAGACAGACGUGGGGAGAAUGGUGUAACAUCGAGGCGGGUUUUGGGAUCCGUCCUACGAUUCAGACAAACACUACGCUAGUGGACAGUAUUGUUUGGGCGAAGCCAGGAGGUGAGAGUGAUGGGCCUUGUGGGUAUACGGGUGUGGGUGUUCAGGGUACUAGUGCGCCGAAUGCUGGACAAUGGUGGGAUGAGUAUGUGCAGAUGUUGGUUAAGAAUGCGUCGCCGCCAAUUGAACCUUCGUAUUAG